Aspergillus saccharolyticus JOP 1030-1 is the source of this 663-nucleotide messenger RNA. Its product is annotated as guided entry of tail-anchored proteins factor 1. NCBI's taxonomy places the organism in Eukaryota, Fungi, Ascomycota, Eurotiomycetes, Eurotiales, Aspergillaceae. Gene Ontology annotation, cellular component: GET complex. Gene Ontology annotation, biological process: tail-anchored membrane protein insertion into ER membrane. Bases 46 to 663 code for a protein of 205 amino acids. The record is from RefSeq and is a predicted model, not a curated record. The transcript has 3 exons.
ACUUCCUCGUUCCUCCAUUGUUAACGAUCUAAGCAGACCCCAAUCAUGUUGCCCCUUCUUUGGACUGUGCUUUUUGUUCACAUUGCUAUCUAUCUUGUGAAUACCAUUGGCGCAAGCACGAUUGACAACCUAUUAUGGCUCCUCUACCUUAGGUUACCAACUACAACAUCCAGCAAGUUCCGCGAGCAAAACCGUUUGAAGCGCGAAGUUGUUCAGCUGAAACGGGACAUGAACAACACCAGCUCGCAAGAUGAGUUUGCGAAAUGGGCAAAGCUACGCAGGCGACACGACAAGUCAAUGGAGGAAUAUGAGGCUAUGAACAAGGAGCUUGCGUCGCAAAAAUCAUCUUUUGACUGGGGUGUGAAAGCGGUCCGUUGGGUCGGUACAAGUGGCCUCAAGUUCUUUUUGCAAUUCUGGUACUCGAAAACGGCUGUCUUCAUGUUGCCGGAUGGCUGGGUGCCUCACUACGUGGCCUGGGUUUUGUCGUUUCCUCGCGCUCCCUUCGGGUCCGUGAGCAUUCAGAUUUGGAGCAAUGUGUGUGCCACGACAAUUACAACUCUGGCGGAAGUCGUUACGGCAUUAUUAUUGCAGAUGGGUACCGGAGCGGCGAACCCCGUUCCUGGUCCUGCUGGUACUUAUGUGGAGACGAAGAAAGGGCAAUGA